Messenger RNA from Phaedon cochleariae (mustard beetle), 3573 nucleotides. NCBI's taxonomy places the organism in Eukaryota, Metazoa, Arthropoda, Insecta, Coleoptera, Chrysomelidae. The record is from the annotation of a GenBank genome assembly.
AUGUUGCCCACAAAGGGCUAUUUCCAAGACAUCGAGUGUCCCUAUCUCAACAGUUCAUGUGGUAGGCCUUACUGCCACUUCAGGCAUAGAAAGAAGCAGGUAGAACUGUUAGAAGAAAUCGUCACACAGGCAGAAAAGGAAACUCCAGUUAUUCCUACUUAUAAACCAACCCCGAAGAGUGAAUUGGCAAAUAUUCACAGCAGCAAGAGUCAUAUUCCUAUCAGUUAUGUUCCCGACCUCGCAUUCAGACCAGAAAGAAAGGCAAGACCUCUGCCAAAGUUUGAAAAACCCACCUACAAACCAACACCCUUGAGCAUAUUGUCGUCAGCUAAUAAAAGUAGAAUAUCUGUAUCUGAUGAAAAUGGAGAGCACAUCGAUGUGAUCAAAGAAAUAAAGCAAAACAUUGCAAAUGUUGAAUAUGAUCCAACAAAAUCCCUUCAACCUGCUACUGACAUAGAUUUCGAGGGGUUGUCUACAGAGUUUGAUAUGAUUGAUGAUAUCAUAAAUACUUCUAGUGAACCCAAAACAAUUAUUGACAAUGAUGCUUAUGAUCCCUCAAAAACUGUUGUUAAAGUUAGUAGUGUAGACAGUAAUAAAACAGAGUUGUCCUCAAAUAAUCAGCUUGAAGAGAAUCUUCCUUCAACUUCUCACCUGAUCAAUAAUCCAGUUAAAGCAAAACCUGCUGAAAAAUCAAGUAGAGAUAAAGAAAAAGCUACCAACAAGACUAAUGAUGAAUCUAGGCCAAAAAGUUGUGAAGUUCAGACAAAAACUAAUAGCCUGACAAAGGGGGACAAGAAUCAGAAUGAAGAAUCUAAGGAAAUAGUGCAUAAAACUAGUGAAAAGUUGCAGAAAGUUAGUAGUAAAGAUAUUAAAGAAAAAAAAGAUGGUACUUCAAAUAAAUCUGAGAAAGAAAGGACUCAUUCUAGUAAACCUAAAAUUAAGGAGAGAAGUCCCAGUAGAAGUAAAGAAAAAGAAAAAUCUAAAGAAAAGGAGAAAUCUAAAGAAAAGAAAAAAGGAAAGCAAGAAAAUGAAGAAAAAGAAACUAUUGAGAAGCAUAAAGGUGAUGGUGAUUCUAAAGAAAAAACUAAGGACAGCAGUCACAGCAAGAGUGGUGAAAGAAAAAAGGGAAGUGAGGAAAAAGCAGAAAAGAGCAAAACAGAAAGCAAAAUAAUGAGUGAAGAGAAAAUGAAAUCAAAAGAAAGUACCAAUGAAAGUAAACAAAAGUUAAAAAGUGAGGAAAUAAAUAAGGAAAAGCAAAAAAACAAAGAAAUGAGUGGAGAACAGCAAAAAAACAAAGAAAUGAUUAAGGAAAAGCACAAAAGCAAAGAAAUAAGUAAGGAAAAGCACAAGAGCAAAGAAAAGACAGAUAGACAUGAAAGUAAAAGCAGUGAUAAAAAAAAUAAACAAGUUGAAAAAAAAGAAAAGAAUCAAAGUAAAGAAAGAAGAUCAAGUAAAGAUGAAAAAACCAUUUGUAAAACCAAAGAGAAACACAAAAAUAGGGAAAAAGAGCACACAAAAUCAAAAAGCAAUUCUCAAAGUUCAGAGAAGUGUAAGAAAGAGGGUAACAGGAGUAAGCAUAAAGAUAAAAUGAAGAAGUCAAAAUCUAUCUCACUCAAAGAACACCUUGUUAGUGAAAAUGAAAUGUCUGAUAAUGAUUACCAUGAAGACAAUGAAUUCAUGAAUUUAGACAACAUGGACAAAAUGGAAGUUGAUACAGAUCUUGAAGAAGAUGAAGAUGAAACCAUGAUGGAAUGUUAUCGAAUAUUCAAUGAGUACAAAGUACCACAGCAAAAUAGAAUAGAAAGAUCACCUGAAAAAUCAGAAGAUGUAGUAUCUUCAUCAAGUGAUAUCUAUAUUCCUGAAAAUGUAGGCAAAAAACGCAUAGCUCACCCUAAUUCCAUGAAGUAUUCAUUGUACCAGGAAGCUAUACCAGAAAAUAAACCAAAAAUUGUAAGCACCCCUGGACAGUCCUUAGCAAACCGUUAUAAGCUGGCCAAGCUAGCUCAAGCUAACAGAGAACAAGAAUUGCUUAUGAAUGAAAUGCACUUGGAAAUGCAGCAAAAUGUGAUGACAAAAAGACCUGCUCCUAGUCUUUUAGAAGCUGCAAGGGAGCGCAAAAUUAGAAGAGAGAUGGAAAAGGAGCAAAAACCAAUCCAGUCUACAAGUCUGGUAGAUGAUAUUUUACAUGGUGUUUCAAAAAAUCCACAACAAAAGGUAGUGAAGAAAAUAGCUCCUGCUCAGAAUGUCAUGUUGAUGGCCAAAUCCAAGGAACGCAUAUCCAAGAUAAAGCCAGCAGUACCUUUGAAAACCAUAGCACACACUCAAAAAAGUGGCAGAGUUGCCCAUGUUCCAGAUGUUUCCUUGACUGAUAUUCCUGAUGUAAUAGAUGCUGAUAAAUCUAAGUUGCCAGUAAAUGUACGCACCAGAUUCCUAACUUUGAUAGCAGAUGAAUGUGUUAAACUGUAUAUAUCCAAGGCAGAAGCAUUCUCAAGGGCUCUAAGUGAAGAAUAUUCCUGCUAUGAGAAGUGCAAAGUACUGGUAACAUAUCGCAAUUCAGCUAUGUUGGCGAUGAAUCGUCUGAGAAAAGAAGUCCUUGAAAGAGACAAGAGUGGUCUAGGGCUGAUUGGUAUCGGCGAAGACACAGAUAGGAACUCAUCUUCUGAAUACAAGGGCCGCAAGUUUUAUGAUCGGAUUAAAAAAUGGGUGCUGACAGAUGAAGAGCUGGAUAUCCAUGGAUACCCUAGGGAAUGUGAAGAGCACCAUGGCAGAGCAAUCAUAAGAAAUUUCAAGAGACAGAUCUCCCUGAAUUUGGACGACAAUCAGCGCAUGUGCUGUCGGUGUCAUAAACUCUACCAAGUUGAUGAUGAUGGAUGGCCAUUAUUUGAAGAAGAAUGCUGCUAUCACCCACUGAAGAAGAGGACUAUAAGAGGGGAGCAAACCUAUCUUUGCUGCCGCAGCAGUGACGAGAGUGGAUGUGCCACUAGUGACUGGCAUGUUUCUGAAACUGCUGUUACUGGUGAACUAGAAGGUUUCCAGACCACCAUGAACCCGGAAUAUGACAGUGACCCUCGUAACUGUGCAAUUUAUGCCUUGGAUUGUGAGAUGUGCUACACCACAAAAGGGUUAGAACUCACACGUGUGACAGUAGUAGACACAGAGUGCAAAACAGUAUAUGAAUCUCUAGUGAAGCCUUUCAACCCCAUAAUAGACUACAACACAAGGUUUUCAGGUAUUACCAAAGAACAAAUGGACAAAACCAGCACAAGUAUUUUGCAGGUUCAAGCGAAUAUUCUGCAUUUGUGUAAUUCCAAGACUAUUCUCGUCGGUCAUAGUUUGGAGUCGGACAUGAAGGCGUUGAAAAUCGUACAUGAAAAUGUUAUAGACACUUCCGUUUUGUUUCCUCACAAGAUGGGGCUGCCUCAUAAGAGAGCUCUGAAAGCUUUGGCAAGUGAGUACUUAAGGAAGAUCAUCCAGAAUGACGUCAGUGGACAUGACAGUGCAGAGGAUGCACUUACCUGCAUGGAGUUGUUGAAAUGGAAAGUGAAGGAUGAACUUAAAGUAAAGGGUACUUGA